GCCUCGCCCAAAAAGAGUCUGCAACUGCAUCGUCUUCCAUCCCGUCCAUCUCAUUCCUACCUGAAUGCUGCUCCCAUAAUUUGCUCUUCGUCUAAGUGAGAAAAAGAGAGAAAAUUUGAUCGAGUUUGGACCAUCCUUUGUUCAUACACGCAUGCAGACAAUGCAUGCAAACAGUGUUUUGCCCCACACGACUUUCCUAUUUACCUUUUCCACGCCCACUCGAUCGGGCCAGCUUUUGUUCUGGGACUCAGAAACUCUUGUCUGACUAACGGCUUGACUCACCUGCCUGCCUGCACCUGCGUCUGCAUUUGUACAAAAGAGAUUCUAAUAAAGGAGGAGGAGCAGAUACCUACUCCACCCUUUUUUUUGUCGGCCUACCCGUCAUAGGUGUGCAUGUUUACCUCUGCUCGUGCUUGAAUGAAUCAUGUUCAGCUGGAGUGCCUUACCAGAAUCCCUUGACAAUAACUGUGACGAUCACGAGUCCACUAUCCUGGCCUCAUCUUCUUCCUCCUCACUUCCCCAACGACCAUCUACGGCAGCUCCAACCUCAGCUACGCCAGCAUCUUCAACACCUCACUCUUCUCCGCCACAGCCACAACUGCCGUCAAACUCACCCCCCGCUCACAUGCUAACUUUGCCCAGAUCUGCAUCGACAUCGCAGAUUGAUACAGCUUCGCCUACUUCACAUUUUGAAACCACCCAUGCCGCCCCAUACCCACUCUCCACAGGGUCCCGUCCAAAUCAACGUAGUAUUCCGGGUGGUUUAAUAACCUCUCACUCAGAGACCACAAGCAGUGCUCAUAAUUCUUCCAAACAAAUUCCUACAUCAAAGCUAGGUACGACUCUUGACUCGAUCAGUAGCGGUCUCAAACCUCCCCACAAUAACAACAACAACUCUCCUGUCGAAAAUAGUAGCUCUUCAUCUACUGGGCUGGGAUUUCGAGGGCAGCAGCAACAUUAUGGACUAUCUUUGGACCCUCCAUCAGGAGCAUGGUGGUAUUCCAAAAAGUCAGCAGAUCUACCAGAUUUUGUGCUUAUUUCUGAAUUUUCAGAGGUUGAAGGCCCAAGAGCGGUGAUGACGAUACCGGACAACAUUGUGGACUUGACACGCGAUUCUUAUUCAUCUUCGAAACAGCAGCGGGCUCAGGAUUCGCCCGUUUCACCCAAACAUUCACAAGAUCCUUCCGAUGCUAGUACUUCAACCUUGGCUCCUGAGAGCAAUGGUAUACAGGAAAAUACAUGCGAUUUGUUUGAUAUUCAUGAAUUCGUUCUUCGGAUUACUUCGGUGGACCAGCAGGUCAGGGAAACAUCGGGAGCUUUUCAUAUCCCAGAGGACAUUGAGGUUCACAUCAAUGAUGUCGAAAAGGGCUACUGGGCAUAUGUAAGCCAACUUUUUUUCUUUCCUUUUUUUCUUUAAUCAGAUGUCAGCGUCAAUAACAUCUGUGAUUGAUUUGUACUAUUAUUUCUGUUAUUUUGCUCCGACAAUGCUUUCUUUU
Lobosporangium transversale is the source of this 1496-nucleotide messenger RNA. RefSeq lists its product as hypothetical. The coding region runs from base 425 to 1417 and encodes 330 amino acids. The record is from RefSeq and is a predicted model, not a curated record. The transcript has 2 exons. NCBI's taxonomy places the organism in Eukaryota, Fungi, Mortierellomycota, Mortierellomycetes, Mortierellales, Mortierellaceae.